This is a messenger RNA of Gossypium raimondii (Peruvian cotton), 984 nucleotides long. RefSeq names its product peptidyl-prolyl cis-trans isomerase FKBP13, chloroplastic. The record is from RefSeq and is a predicted model, not a curated record. The coding region runs from base 96 to 755 and encodes 219 amino acids. Gene Ontology annotation, cellular component: chloroplast. The transcript has 5 exons. Lineage: Eukaryota; Viridiplantae; Streptophyta; Magnoliopsida; Malvales; Malvaceae. Gene Ontology annotation, molecular function: peptidyl-prolyl cis-trans isomerase activity.
GUAGACAAAUGGAAAUCCCCCAUCUUUAAUCUCUUUCAACUACGUUGGUGGAAGCUUAUCCCCUAUUUUCCCGAGAAAAAUUGUGGUCAGUGAAAAUGAAGUCGCUGCCAUUUUCAGCAGGAACUUACAUCCCCAAAAUCCCCAACCCUAAAAUCCUAAACAAGAAUGUGGAAAACCCACUGAUUAGAUGGUCAAAAACGAAGCCAAAAAUGGGUUCAAUAGGCAUUGUUGAGCAACAAAAUGAGAAAGGCAUAGUGUUAUUGAAGAGGAGAGAAGGGGUUGGCCUUGGUUUAUAUGUUGGGAUUGCUGAUGUUUUGUUGCAGUUGCUGCCACAACCUUGUCCCAGUGGUGCAGCUGUUGAAGUAGCCCCAGCGGCUUGUGAAUUGACUGUUAGUCCUUCAGGCUUGGCCUUCUGUGAUAAAGUUGUAGGGAAAGGCCCUGAGGCUGUUAAAGGGCAGCUGAUAAAGGCACAUUAUGUAGGGAGAUUGGAGAAUGGGAAAGUGUUUGAUAGCAGCUAUAAUCGUGGAAAGCCUCUUACAUUUCGUGUUGGCGUUGGUGAGGUGAUCAAAGGCUGGGACCAAGGUAUUUUAGGUGGUGAUGGAGUUCCUCCUAUGCUUGCUGGUGGGAAACGAACAUUAAGGCUUCCACCAGAGCUCGGAUAUGGUGUGAGAGGUGCAGGCUGUAAAGGAGGUUCAUGCAUUAUACCCCCAGAUUCAGUUCUCCUGUUUGACGUGGAAUUCAUUGGCAAAGCAUGAAAAAGUUAAUUAUUAUGUGAAGAAUGAGAAGUUCACCGGAAACUACACUUCAAUCACUUGUUUUAUGUUUUUUGUUUCAAACUUUGAUAUAUAAACUUCACUUUAAUUUUGAUAAUUAUAUGCAUAAAUUUUUUAUCUGAAAAAAAAAAAGAAAAUUUAGAAUAAUACCAUUAAUAAUGGUAGUUGUUGUUUGUAAAAUUUAAAUCAAGUCAAAAUUUCUUUUACUAAA